AUGGAUCUGCUUCGGCGCGCUUAUAGGCGUGUACCUGCAGCCAUGAACACGCCUCAGCUUCCCACCUCAGGCGAGAAGAGACCUCAGCUCAACAGGUUAACAUCGCGACUCGCUUUCUUCAGAAGACCUCUCAGGUUAAAAGGCAAUUCCAGCAUAUCCGUCCCGUUAGGCGUGGUCGUUCUAUUUCCAUGCAUCGUUGUUGUCCUUAUCCUUGUACUAUUUGUUAGGCAUCCCAGCUCUCCAGGGAGGAUAUUGAUGCCUGCUGGCGCACCACCAGCUAUUCGAAAAAUCAGCGAAGAACAUGACAAAGUAUUCGUCUCGGGCUGUCUCGAACCUGAUACUACGAAAGAACGAGUCAAUGGCGCGUUUGUCGUUCUCGCCCGAAAUAAGGAGCUUGAUGGUGUCAUUCAGUCUAUCAAGUCUAUUGAGCGUCAUUUCAACAGAUGGUAUCAUUAUCCCUAUGUCUUCCUGAACGAUGGAGACUUCAACCAGACUUUCAAGGACAUCGUUCGCAACUACACUUCUGCUCCGGUCGAGUUUGGCAAGGUCGGUCCAGAGAUGUGGGGAUACCCAGACUGGAUAGACCCGAAAGUUGCAAAGGAGGGUAUUGCUAAACAAGGAGAUGCCGCUGUGAUGUAUGGUGGCCUGGAGAGUUACCACGCCAUGUGCCGAUUCUACUCUGGAUUUUUCUAUGACCACCCCCUUCUUGCCAAAUACGAAUGGUACUGGCGUUUGGAGCCCGAGAUCAAGUACUUCUGUGAUAUUACUUAUGACCCAUUCCGUAAGAUGAUUGAAUAUAACAAGACUUACGGUUUCACCAUCGCUGUUAAGGAGCUUCGCGAGACUGUCCCCAACAUUUUCCGAUAUGCUUCUGCUUACAAGCGCCUGAACAAUAUCACGUCUCAAGGUCUAUGGGAGAUGUUCGUCGAGCCCAAGCCGGAGAAGCCGGCUCCUCCUGAGGACGACCCUAACUUCAAGCCGCCACUACCUGAGGAAAUUUUGCGAAGCGAUCCCGGCCGAAUGAACUUGCCCGAGAUUGAUCCUGAAGCCAUGGAGGGUGAGAGUUAUAAUAUGUGCCAUUUCUGGUCCAAUUUCGAAAUCGCGAAGCUCAGCUGGUUCCGAAGCAAGGAGUAUAAGGCUUUCUUCGAGAUGAUGGAUCGUAGUGGUGGUUUCUGGAUGGAACGAUGGGGCGAUGCUCCUAUCCAUUCCCUUGCUGCUGGUAUUCUUCUAGCACCUCGCGACAUCCAUUAUUUCCGAGACUUCGGUUACCGACAUACUACUAUCCAACAUUGCCCUGCUAAUGCCCCUGCCCGCCAGCUUCCUCGUGAGCCCUACCUUGAGAAGACAACUGAAGACGAGAGGAAACGAGUCGAAGAAGACGAGUAUUGGGACCAGUGGGAUCCAGAGAAGGAGAACGGUGUUGGUUGCCGUUGCCGCUGCGAUACUGAUAUUGUAGAUGUCGAGGGUAAGGAAGGUUCGUGCUUGGCUGAGUGGGUUGACGUUGCUGGCGGAUGGGCCAGCCCGUAG
Daldinia childiae is the source of this 1527-nucleotide messenger RNA. RefSeq names its product O-glycoside alpha-1,2-mannosyltransferase like protein 4. Gene Ontology annotation, biological process: protein N-linked glycosylation; cell wall mannoprotein biosynthetic process. The transcript has 5 exons. Gene Ontology annotation, molecular function: alpha-1,2-mannosyltransferase activity. NCBI's taxonomy places the organism in Eukaryota, Fungi, Ascomycota, Sordariomycetes, Xylariales, Hypoxylaceae. Gene Ontology annotation, cellular component: membrane; Golgi apparatus. The record is from RefSeq and is a predicted model, not a curated record. The coding region runs from base 1 to 1527 and encodes 508 amino acids.